This is a messenger RNA of Schizophyllum commune H4-8, 507 nucleotides long. RefSeq lists its product as uncharacterized. The record is from RefSeq and is a predicted model, not a curated record. The coding region runs from base 1 to 507 and encodes 168 amino acids. The transcript is spliced from 2 exons. Lineage: Eukaryota; Fungi; Basidiomycota; Agaricomycetes; Agaricales; Schizophyllaceae.
AUGGGCAGAUAUCGGCGAUCGAUCGGCGGCGCGAAAAUUUUCGCCCGCAACGACGCGGCUAUCGCGCUCGCCAGCGCGCGCGAGGGGACGGGCAGGGCGAGGUCUUUCAACCUGCAACUCACCAUCGCGUGCGCGCUGGCUGUCCACGUCACGCAGUCCCGCCACUUGGCCCGCCCGCCUCUCCCCAACAAACCCUCCAAUGCCCCGGCGCCCUUCUAUCCAUCACCCCCAUUCCCGAAAUGCGCACGCGUCGCAAAAAUCACCUGCGCGGUCGCUCUCCCCCCUCGCGACCUCCUCAUUCGCAGCGUGUCAGCCAAGCCGCCAGCCCUCUACACACGAAGGUCGCAAUCGGCGCAAUCCUGCGGCGGCGUCUCGACCGCCCUCCUCCCCCCUCACCAGUUCUCCCGCGACAUGGGAUUACAAGCCGCCGAAUGGACGACGCGCCGCCCUCUCGACUGCGCUCGCCUCGCGUCGCGCGCUGUGCCGACACGCGCGCCACUCCCCUAA